Messenger RNA from Diaporthe citri, 318 nucleotides. RefSeq lists its product as uncharacterized. Bases 1 to 318 code for a protein of 105 amino acids. The record is from RefSeq and is a predicted model, not a curated record. The transcript is spliced from 2 exons. NCBI's taxonomy places the organism in Eukaryota, Fungi, Ascomycota, Sordariomycetes, Diaporthales, Diaporthaceae.
AUGGAGAGAUAUCGUUUGGCGGAGAAGCCGAGGGAGGAGCCGCCGAGGGCGGUGCUGCCGGCGGCGAAGGCGGUGCUGCCGGCGGCGAAGGCGGUGCUGGAGGUGCGGAAGGUGGUGCUGGCGCUGGCGAAGGAGGCGCUGGAGCUGGAGAAGGUGGUGCGGGAGCUGGAGAGGGAGGAGCUGGAGCUGGAGAGGGAGCAGCAGGCGGAGCAGAGGCAAGCAGCAUUCCGGCUGCUCAAGACAUUUCGGCUUUGCAAGGAAUGGGCAAGCAGCGACUCCCCAAAGCUCGAUCAUAAGCACGUUCAGGACCAGCUUUGA